Molecule: messenger RNA, 2488 nt
Organism: Penaeus chinensis
Lineage: Eukaryota; Metazoa; Arthropoda; Malacostraca; Decapoda; Penaeidae
Product: RING finger protein nhl-1-like
Exons: 13
Coding region: 176-2275 (699 amino acids)
Biological process (GO): protein polyubiquitination; proteasome-mediated ubiquitin-dependent protein catabolic process; negative regulation of translation
Molecular function (GO): translation repressor activity; ubiquitin protein ligase activity; protein binding
Source: RefSeq, a predicted model, not a curated record
GGUCAGUUCACUUUCGACGGUGUGGGAGGGAGGUUGUGUGACGCGAGUCCCAAGACAGGGGGCGGUGCUGUUGGUGUGUGUGUAGUGACUGUGGGGUUGUAUAGUGACAUUAUACAUAGUGGAGAAGUUCUGGGUAUCGUUUCUCCAUGGGUUGGUGGGGAGGUGUGCGGUGAAGAUGCCCGGGGCGACGACCCAGGAGCCACCCAGCGAGCGCCGGCGGCUUCCCAAGCGGUCGUCGUCCUCGGCUAGCAAUCUGCGGAGGGACCCCCCGGGCCACAGCAACGUCGUCAUCACAGGCUACACGUCGGUCAACACAGACCUCCCCCCCAUCACCUCCUCGGACGUCCUGAAACCCGAUGCGUCAGACCCCCAGACCCGUCCUCGGGAGAGUCCCGGCGGCUCCCCGGGGUCUUCUACAUCGUCAGGAGUGUCCUCACUUGGGUCCGCGUCGCUGCAAAGGAAGCUCCCGCGUUCGCCCGCCAAGAGGUCCGCGUCCAUGCACCAGCAGCGACCCUCCUCGUUCAACGGCUUUGGAGGCCCCUCGACAUCAGACACGUCCUCGGUGUCCUCGUCCCCCGAGAGCGAGAGCCUCGACGAGGACGAGCUCACUUGUGCCAUCUGCCUGGACCUCCUCCACCGGCCGCGCUCCCUCCCGUGUGGCCACUCCUUCUGCCUCGUCUGCUUACAGAACUAUGUCAAUUCGUGUAGGAUGAUGUUCACGUGCCCGUCAUGCAGAGCAGCAGCGCAAGUCCCGCAUGAAGGCGUCGUGGGGUUACCUAUCAAUAGGGUACUAGCGAAGGGCGCGCAGGUGAUGCGACAACGGCGGCAGUGUGGUGACACGCCCGUGUGUUUCACUUGUCAGACGGCAGUGGGCGUCAGUGAGUGCGGACACUGUGGGCGGAUGUGGUGCGAUAUCUGUGGCGCCAGCCAUGCUCUGAGUGUGCGAGAGGCUGUGGUUGAACUCCAAGAGCGUUUGGUGGCGGCCCGUGAGACCCUCUUCUAUCGCGCCGAAGAAGACGAGUUCCGCUUUGAUAAACUUGAGGAAAAUAUCAAGGACGCGGUGACAGAGCGUAUAGAGCAGGUGAACGAAGACGGACGUCGUCUAAUCUCUCAGGUACAAGAAAUGAGAAAAGAUAACCAACAACGAUCAGAAAACCUCGCUGAGGACAUUGCAAACUUAUUAAAAACAAACAUUUCGUUGAAAGAGGAUGUGUCAUUAGAGUGGAAGACAGUGGGCCGCCUACACGCAAAGCUUUCCCAUCUCGUCAAGGCUUUGUCGGCUGCUAAGGGACCUCGCGUGACCCUCGACGACAGCUGUAGUUAUUUUAUUGAGGGAGCAGUUUUUAAGCACAAUAGACUUCUCAGCUUUCACGCACGGCUCAUCGCUUUUGUAAUCAACAGAAGCAAGAGUUCCCUGGCGAGAAUCCGAUGGGGACAGCACCUUGGAGAGCGGCCAGCGGGCGUCGCCGUCAGCCCGUGGACAUCGCAGAUAUUUGUGUCUGGCAGUGACACUUGCAGAAUAUUUAUGUUCGACAGUUCUGGAAGACAGGUAUCGAGCUUUGGGUCACGUGGACGCAAGGACGGGCAGUUUCUGUGUCCAAUCAGCAUAGCUUUUAGUCAUGUAUCGAAGGAGGUCUUUAUUUCGGACAAAUGGAAACACUGUAUCCACGUGUUCGAUCCGGACGGGAACUUCAUCCGUCAGUUGGGGCGAAAAGGGAAGGGUUUCGGACACUUCAUUUCCCCCGAGGGCAUUGCCACUGAUCGCUUCGGGAGAAUCUACGUGGCCGAUACGUGUAAUCAUCGUGUACAAAUUUUGGAUAGCGACGGCGUGUUCCUGCGCGAAGUGGGCGUGGUAUCCUCAGAAACACUAAAGGACGGGCGUCGGUUCACCAAGAGUGAGUUUAACGAACCGUCGGGCGUGGCUGCUAGUCUGGAUGGUUCCCGGGUGUAUGUGGUGGACACGGGCAACCACAGGAUUAAGGUAUUUGACGGCGUGACGGGCGAAAGGGUCCUCAUGUUCGGGUCUCGCGGACAGCACAAAGGCCAGUUCGAAUCCCCGGAGUGCAUUGCCGUCGACGCCGAGGGAUUUAUACUUGUUGGUGACUCGGGCAACGGGCGUGUUCAAGUGUUCAGACCUAAUGGGAAUUUCGUUAGGUACCUGGGCACGCGUGGGAAUUGCCAUGGUGAGUUCGGAUGGGUAUCGGGCAUAGCAGUCUCCAAGAACCUAGAUGUUGUUGUUACUGAUUUUAAGAACAACCUCGUGGCAAUGUUCUGAAGGAGGAGGCUGCGCAUCUGUUCAUGGUCUCGUAUUUUUGUGCGUGGCGUUUCGGUGAAAUUUGUGACUGUGUGUUUAUUGGAAAAUGGUAUGAGGACCAGUGCAUAUAUAUAUAUAUACACACACACACACACACACAUAUAUACACACAUACAUAUAUACACAUUAAUGCACACACACACACACACACACACACACACACACACACACACA